UUUUCUCCUUAUUGGGGUUGGAAACGCAGAUUUUAGUUUUCUCCGUUUGAUGUGGGGUGGCUUCGUUUCCUCUUUAGUGUCGAACUGUAGCGGUUUUUUUUCUCUUUUCCCGCGGCUUCCUUUCAUGUAGUGUCAAGACACAUUGUUUUUUGUUUGGUUUUCCACCUCCCUGUCGUGGAAUUUAAUCUAAGAUAUGCUAAAAUUGAAGAUGAAAGUGAAGUCAUGGUUCCGAAGGGAAAGAGACAAAGGCUUUUUAUUUUGAGUACAAGUAAUGGAGCGUGGUUGUGGGCUUCGCAGAACGUGCCGUUUUUUGUGAAUGAUUGUGGAAAACACUAUUUUCAACUCUUAAAAGAAGAAGCCCAUGAGGUUCCAUUUUCUUACCAAUGUAGUUUCCCGCUGAAACUGCCAAAUGUUGAGUCUAUUAGCAAUUGAUCCUCCCAACCACCACCCUCUCAUGUCUUUGUCACCUUAGGGUUUAAUAAUUUCGUUCAACCCUUCCUCUCUCUCACUCUCACUCUGUGUCUCUGGGUUUGCUUUCAGGAUUUCACUGGCAGAAAGGCAAAGGAAGUUUGGAAAAGCCUGGCACACAGGACUAUCAAUCCUAUUCUCUUAAGGCCACGGAACCUUCCUUACCUCCCUGGUCAAUAACAGGUGUUAUCAAUAUGCAUAAUCAGAUCUGAAUUGUUGGAGGACGUCAACAAGGAAUACCAAUUUUUUGUACAGCACUUAUGGAGAUGUUUUCUGGUGUCUAUGGCUGCAAGCAGAAGCCAUCUGCAAUGAUUUGGUUAUGUGUUUUCCUGUUGCUAUUACUCCUAAGUGGUAGAGUAACUUCAUCCAAUUCCCCUUAUUUGAUUGGCUUAGGAAGCCAUGACAUAACAGGGCCUGCUGCUGAUGUCAACAUGAUGGGAUAUGCAAAUAUGGAGCAGAUAGCAUCUGGGGUUCACUUCAGGUUACGAGCUCGUACAUUCAUUGUGGCAGAACCCGAGGGGGAUCGUGUGGUUUUUGUAAACCUUGAUGCUUGCAUGGCCUCACAACUUGUCAAAAUAAAAGUUAUAGAAAGAUUGAGAGUAAGGUAUGGUAACCUGUAUACUGAACAGAAUGUCGCCAUUAGUGGUAUUCACAGCCAUGCUGGGUCGGGAGGCUAUCUUCAAUAUAUAGUAUAUAUUGUAACAUCUCUUGGAUUUGUACGGCAGUCAUUUGAUGUUCUUGUUGAUGGCAUUGAGAAAAGUAUUACAAUGGCUCAUGAUAAUCUUCGGCCAGGAUCAAUUUUUGUAAAUGAAGGAGAGAUCUUGGAUGCCAGUAUAAAUCGUAGUCCUAGUGCUUAUCUCAAUAAUCCAGUUGAAGAAAGGAGUAAAUAUAAGUAUGAUGUUGACAAAGAGAUGACCCUUAUUAAGUUUGUUGAUGAUGAGUGGGGCCCAGUGGGCAGCUUUAACUGGUUUGCAACUCAUGGAACUUCUAUGAGUCGUACCAACUCAUUGAUAAGUGGUGACAACAAAGGAGCUGCUGCACGAUUUAUGGAGGAUUGGUUUGAACAGAAUGUUUUCCUGAAUGGUUCUGAAAGCUCAUAUUUCGGUCAGUCUGGCUCUACCAGACUCCCUCGAAGAGUCUCAAGCAUAAUUCCUGAUCUCCAUGAAGAACGUGAGAAAUUGAUAGAACUUGCUGCUUCCUUCCAACCUUCUCAAGGAAAACCUGCAACAAGGUUCUCAAGUGUUUCAAGGCGAGUCAGGAGUGCUCUUAGGCAUGCUGACAAGCCUCAAUUCAUAUCUGCAUUCUGUCAAUCUAACUGUGGUGAUGUAAGCCCAAAUGUUCUUGGCACAUUUUGCAUAGACAGUGGGCUGCCUUGCGAUUUCUAUCAUAGUACCUGUAAUGGAAAGAAUGAAUUGUGCUACGGCCGGGGCCCUGGUUAUCCUGAUGAAUUUGAAAGUACACGUAUCAUUGGUGAAAGACAAUACAAAAAAGCUAUGGAACUGUUCAACAGUGCAACUGAGAAGUUGAGUGGGAAGAUUGUUUACCGACACAGUUAUGUAGAUUUCUCCAAACUUGAGGUCACAUUGUCCAAGGAGGGAGGGGUUACUGAAGUAUUGAAAACAUGCCCAGCUGCUAUGGGGUUUGCUUUUGCUGCAGGAACCACUGAUGGACCUGGAGCUUUUGAUUUUAAGCAAGGAGAUAACAAGGGGAAUGUCUUCUGGAGUUUUGUGCGCAACUUGCUGAAAACACCAAAUAAGGAGCAGAUAGAGUGUCAUCUUCCGAAGCCUAUCUUGCUUGAUACUGGUGAGAUGAAGGAUCCAUAUGACUGGGCGCCCUCCAUACUUCCAGUUCAAAUUUUGCGAAUAGGGCAACUUGUCAUUCUCAGCGUACCUGGAGAAUUUACUACAAUGGCUGGCAGGCGUCUCCGGGAUGCUGUUAAGAGUGUGCUGUACGCUGGGGGUAGCGACUUGGACAGCAAUGUCCAUAUUGUUAUUGCUGGGUUGGCAAAUACAUAUUCACAGUAUGUGACCACCUUUGAGGAGUACCAGGUGCAGAGAUAUGAGGGAGCCUCUACUCUUUAUGGUCCGCAUACGCUCAGUGCCUACAUUCAGGAGUUUGAGAAACUAGCAAUGGCCAUUGUGAGAGAUGAACAGGUAGCACCAGGUCCACAGCCCCCGGAUCUCCUGCAAAGGCAAAUCAGCUUGCUACCGCCAGUUAUCCUGGACAUCACCCCUCCUGGAGUGAAUUUUGGGGAUAUUAAAACUGAUGUCCCUCCAAGAGCCAUCUUCAGGAAGCGGGACAUUGUUACAGUCACCUUCUGGUCUGCAUCUCCCAGGAAUGACCUCAUGACUGAGGGCACAUUUGCUCUGGUUGAGAUUCUUCAUAAUCAGGAGAGGUGGGUGCCAGCCUAUGAUGAUGAUGAUUUCUGCCUUCGUUUUAAGUGGGCGAGGUCUUCAAAACUAAGUCCUCUUAGCCACGCAACCAUAGAAUGGAGGGUACCGGAAUCCGCAGUUUUGGGUGUGUACAGGAUGACACAUUUUGGAGCUUCGAAGAACAUUUUUGGCUCAAUCCGCCACUUCACAGGUUCAUCUAGUGCCUUUAUAGUGGCAUAGAGUUGUAUUCAUUAUAUUAAUUACUGUUGUGAGUUAUGUCCAUUAGAUUCAUAUAGAUCUUGGCUUCAGUGCAUAGGUUUUCCAGAUAGCAAUACAAAAACAAGAAAGAUGCACGAGAAACUUGGCCUGAACAUCUUUUAUCUAUUGUGAAGAAAGGAAAAUGAGGAGGAGAUAUUCCCCUUUUGCUCAA
This is a messenger RNA of Vitis vinifera (wine grape), 3270 nucleotides long. RefSeq names its product neutral ceramidase 2. The record is from RefSeq and is a predicted model, not a curated record. The coding region runs from base 729 to 3080 and encodes 783 amino acids. Gene Ontology annotation, biological process: long-chain fatty acid biosynthetic process; ceramide catabolic process; sphingosine biosynthetic process. Lineage: Eukaryota; Viridiplantae; Streptophyta; Magnoliopsida; Vitales; Vitaceae. The transcript is spliced from 11 exons. Gene Ontology annotation, cellular component: extracellular region. Gene Ontology annotation, molecular function: N-acylsphingosine amidohydrolase activity.